Molecule: messenger RNA, 7575 nt
Organism: Gadus chalcogrammus (walleye pollock)
Lineage: Eukaryota; Metazoa; Chordata; Actinopteri; Gadiformes; Gadidae
Gene: myh7ba
Product: myosin, heavy chain 7B, cardiac muscle, beta a
Exons: 43
Coding region: 343-6231 (1962 amino acids)
Cellular component (GO): myosin complex
Molecular function (GO): ATP binding; actin filament binding; cytoskeletal motor activity
Source: RefSeq, a predicted model, not a curated record
CACUUAGUUGUUUAUUUCGUUGUGGGCGCCCCGAGGUCAGUUCUCAACUUUGGAUUUGUGUUUUAGGUCGCGCUGUACGCAUUGCGCGCGUGUUGGGUGACAUGUCAGCUGUUUUUACGAGGUCCAUUUUUUAUUUGCAGUCGAACUCUGCCCACUGGUGCCAUUUAAUGCAAUCUAUUUCUCCCUGGAAACAGUGGAUUUAAAUCUCAAAAGUACUGUAGACUAUUUAGUGAGCCCCUCUAGGCUUUAUUUCAAUCAUGCCUGCUGCUGAACUAAAUUUUCCUUUUACUGGAGAAGCAGAAGAAGACAUUAACACAUUACGCAAAAUGUGAUCUAACUCAAAUGUCUAUUCUCUUAGCAAAGGAGUUCCUGAAGCUAACUGUCCCAUUGGAGACCACCAUGUCUCGCUUUGACACCAACAUGUUUGGGGAGGCUGGACCGUUUUUGCGUAAAACGGAUUUGGAGUUGAUGGCUGCGCAGGGCAUAGCUUUUGACGGUAAGAAGCGCGCGUGGAUCCCGGAUGAGAAGGAGGCCUACGUCGAGGCGGAGAUCAAAGGACUGGACGGCGACAAGCUCAUCGUCGAGACCAAAGACGGCAGGACCCUGUCAGUGAGAGACGGGGACAUCCAGCAGAUGAACCCUCCUAAGUACGACAUGAUGGAGGACAUGGCCAUGCUGACCCACCUCAACGAGGCUUCGGUCCUCUUCAACCUGCGCCGCCGCUACGCCUCCUGGAUGAUCUACACCUACUCGGGGCUCUUCUGCGUGACGGUGAACCCCUACAAAUGGCUGCCGGUCUACACGCCGCCGGUGGUGGCCGCCUACAAGGGCAAACGCCGCUCUGAGGUCCCGCCCCACAUCUACUCCAUCGCCGAUAACGCCUACAACGACAUGCUGCGCAAUCGGGAGAAUCAAUCCAUGCUCAUCACCGGAGAAUCUGGUGCUGGCAAAACUGUCAACACGAAACGUGUCAUUCAGUAUUUUGCCAAUGUGGCCGCGCUGGGCGAUGGGCCGGCUAAGAAAGGACUGAGCAACGCCACCAAAGCAGGGGGCACACUGGAGGACCAGAUCAUUGAGGCCAACCCAGCCAUGGAGGCCUUCGGCAACGCCAAGACAUUGCGCAACGACAACUCGUCCCGCUUUGGCAAGUUUAUCAGGAUCCACUUCGGACAAACUGGCAAACUGGCCUCCUCUGACAUCGACAUAUAUCUUCUGGAAAAAUCCAGAGUGAUAUUCCAGCAGCCGGGCGAGCGCAGCUUCCACAUCUACUACCAGAUCAUGUCUCAGAGGAAACCCGAACUUCUCGACAUGCUGCUGGUCUCGACCAACCCCUACGACUACCACUUCUGCUCCCAGGGAGUGACCACCGUAGAGAGCAUGGACGAUGGGCAGGAGCUGAUGGGCACCGACCACGCCAUGGACAUCCUGGGCUUCCUGCCCGAGGAGAAGUACGGCUGCUACAAGAUAGUGGGCGCCAUCAUGCACUUUGGCAACAUGAAGUUCAAACAGAAGCAGCGUGAGGAGCAGGCCGAAGCGGACGGCACUGAGAUUGCCGACAAGGCCUCCUACCUGAUGGGCGUCAGCUCAGCGGAUCUCCUCAAGGGGCUGCUGCACCCCAGGGUGAAGGUGGGCCACGAGUACGUGGUGAAGGGGCAGAACGUUGAACAGGUGAACUACUCCGUUGGCGCUCUGGCCAAAGCCACGUACGACCGAAUGUUCAAAUGGCUGGUGGGCCGCAUCAACCGAACCCUCUACACCUCUCUGCCACGCCAGUACUUCAUCGGAGUGCUGGACAUCGCUGGCUUCGAGAUCUUCGAUCUGAACAGCUUUGAGCAGCUGUGCAUCAACUUCACCAAUGAGAAACUGCAACAGUUUUUCAACCACCACAUGUUCGUCCUGGAGCAGGAGGAGUACAAGCGAGAAGGCAUCGAAUGGACCUUCAUCGACUUUGGCCUCGACCUGCAGGCUUGCAUCGACCUAAUCGAAAAACCACUGGGCAUCAUGUCCAUCAUGGAAGAGGAGUGCAUGUUCCCCAAGGCCACCGAAAGCAGCUUCAAGGCCAAGAUGUACGACAAUCACAUCGGCAAGUCGCCCAACUUCCAGAAGCCUCGGCUGGACAAGAAGCGCAAAUACGAGUCCCACUUUGAGCUGAUGCACUAUGCCGGGCAGGUACCCUACAACAUCAUGGGCUGGCUGGAGAAAAACAAGGACCCUCUGAAUGAGACCGUGGUCCUCUGCUUCCAGAAGUCCUCCAACAAGCUGCUGGCCAGUCUGUAUGAGACCUUCAUCGGCUCAGACUCAGUUGCAGUGGAUCCCAAGCCAGGAGUGAAAGAGAAGAGGAAGAAGGGGGCGUCUUUCCAGACGGUCUCCCAGCUUCACAAGGAGAACCUGAACAAGCUGAUGACCAACCUCCGCAGCACCCAGCCCCACUUUGUGCGUUGCAUAAUCCCCAACGAGUCCAAGACUCCAGGGAUCAUGGACUCCUUCCUGGUCCUGCACCAGUUGCGCUGCAACGGCGUCCUGGAGGGCAUCAGGAUCUGCAGGAAGGGCUUCCCCAACCGCAUCAUCUACGCUGACUUCAAACAACGAUACCGCAUCCUGAACCCACACGCCAUCCCAGAUGACACGUUUGUGGACAGCAGGAAAGCCUCUGAGAAGCUCCUGGCCAGCCUGGAUGUGGACCACAACCAGUAUAGAUUUGGCCACACCAAGGUGUUCUUCAAGGCCGGGCUGCUGGGCGUCCUGGAGGAGCUGAGGGACGAGCGUCUGGCCAAGGUCCUCACCCUGCUGCAGGCCGCCAGCCGCCGCAGGGUCAUGAUGACGGAGCUGCUGAGGAUGAUGGAGAAGAGGGAUGCCCUGGGGAUAAUCCAGUGGAACAUCCGAUCGUUCAACGCGGUGAAGAACUGGCCCUGGAUGAAGCUCUUCUUCAAGAUCAAGCCCCUGCUGAGGAGUGCCGCCAGCGAGAAGGAGCUGGCCGCCCUGAAGGAGGAGAUGAGCCGGCUCAGAGAGGCCCUGGACCAAUCAGAGGUCAAGCGGCGAGACGUGGAGGAGAGGCAGGUCAGCCUGACCCAGGACAAGAACGACCUGUCUCUGCAGCUGCAGGCGGAGCAGGACAACCUGGCGGACGCGGAGGACCGCUGCGACCUGCUGAUCAAGACCAAGACCCAGCUGGAGGCGCGGCUGGAGGGGCUGCUGGAGCGGCUGGAGGAGGAGGAGGAGUCGGGCGCCAGCGUGCUGGCCAAGAAGAGGCAGCUGGAGGACGAGGGCGCCGAGCUGAAGAAGGACCUGGAUGACCUGGAGCUCACCCUGGCUAAGGUGGAGCGGGAGAAGCACGCCACGGAGAACAAGGUGAAGAACCUCACGGAGGAGAUGGCUGUCCUGGACGAGACCAUUGUGAGGCUGACCAGGGAGAAGAAGGCCCUGCAGGAGGCCCAGCAGCAGACCCUGGAUGACCUGCAGGCCGAGGAGGACAAGGUCAACUCCCUGACCAAGACCAAGGCCAAGCUGGAGCAGCUGGUGGAAGACCUGGAGGGCUCCCUGGAACAGGAGAAGAAGUCUCGCAUGGAACUGGAGCGCUUUAAACGCAAGCUGGAGGGAGACCUGAAGCUGUCCCUGGAGUCCGUCAUGGACCUGGAGAACGACAGGCAGCAGCUCCAAGAGCGGCUGAAGAAAAACGACUUUGAAAUGAAUGGGAUGAGCACAAAGCUUGAGGAUGAGCUGGCCUCGAUCAUCCAGCUCCAAAAGAAGAUCAAAGAGCAACAGGCUCGGGGGGAGGUGCUGGAGGAGGAGCUGGAGGAGGAGCGGGCGUGCCGGGCCAAGGUGGAGAAGCUGCGCGCGGACCUGGCGCGGGAGCUGGAGGAGCUCAGCGAGCGCCUGGAGGAGGCGGGCGGCGCCACCUCGGCGCAGGUGGAGGUGAACAAGAGGCGCGAGGCCGACUUCCAGAGGCUGCGGCGGGACCUGGAGGAGGCGCUGCUGCACCACGAGGCCACGGCGGCCGCGCUGCGCAAGAAGCACGCGGAUGGCACGGCGGAGCUGGCGGAGCAGGUGGACAGCCUGCAGCGCGUCAGGCAGAGGCUGGAGAAGGAGAGGGCCGAGGCCAAGAUGGAGGCAGACGACCUCCACGCCACCGUGGAGCACCUGUCCAUGGGCAAGAUCACCUCAGAGAAGACAUGCCGUCAGUUUGAGGACCAGAUGAAUGAAGCCAAGGCCAAAGCAGACGAGCUGCAGAGACAGCUCAACAACUCCACCAGCCAGAGGGCCAGAGCUCAAGCAGAGAGUGGUGAGCUUGGCAGGAAGCUGGAGGAUCAGGAGUCUGUGGUCACUCAGCUACAGCGCACCAAGAACUCCUUCAGCCAGAACUCAGAGGAGCUCAAGAAGCAGCUUGAGGAGGAGUACAAGGCUAAGAACGCACUGUCCCACGCGCUCCAGUCCUCCAUACACGACUGCGGACUCCUCCGGGAGCAGUAUGAGGAGGAGCAGGAGGCCAAGGCGGAGCUCCAGAGGGCGCUGUCCAAGAGCAACGGCGAGGUGGCCCAGUGGAGAACCAAGUACGAAACCGACGCCAUUCAGAGGACCGAGGAACUGGAGGAGGCCAAGAAAAAGCUUGUGGUGCGCCUCCAGGAGGCUGAGGAGAUGGUGGAGGUGUCCAACGCCAAGUCCUCCUCUCUGGAGAAGACCAAGCACCGGCUGCAGUCUGAGAUCGAGGACCUCGCCAUUGAUGUGGAACGAGCCAAUGCUGCAGCCGUUGCCCUGGACAAAAAGCAGCGUAACUUUGACAAGGUGCUGUCGGAGUGGAAGCAAAAGUAUGAGGAGUGCCAAGCUGACCUGGAGGGUGCCCAGAAAGAGUCCCGCGGUCUGAGCACAGACCUCUUCAAGCUCAAGAACUCCUACGAAGAAGCCCUGGAUCACCUGGAGACCAUGAAGCGGGAGAACAAGAACCUCCAGGAGGAAAUAACUGACCUGUCAGAUCAAAUCUGCCAAGGAGGGAAAACCAUCCACGAGUUGGAGAAGAUUAAGAAGGAGCUGGACAUCGAGAAAUCAGAGGUCCAGGCUGCGUUGGAGGAGGCUGAAGGCACCCUGGAGCACGAGGAGAGCAGGACCCUGCGCAUCCAGCUGGAGCUCAACCAGCUGAAGGCCGAUAUCGACCGCAAGCUGGCCGAGAAGGACGAGGAACUCGACAACCUUCGUCGAAACCACCAGAGGUCCCUGGAGACCAUUCAGGCCAGCCUGGAGGCUGAAACGAGGUCUCGCAACGAGGCGCUGCGCCUGAAGAAGAAGAUGGAGGGAGACCUGAACGAGAUGGAGCUGCAGCUCAGCCAGGCCAACAGGCAUGCAGCUGAAUCCCAGAAACUGCUGAGGAACCUGCAGGUCCAGAUAAAGGACGUUCAGCUUGAGCUGGACGAAACCCUCCACCAGAACGAGGAGCUGAAGGAGCAGACGGCCGUGACGGAGCGACGCAACGGCCUGCUGUUGGCCGAGGUGGAGGAGCUGCGGGCCCUGCUGGAGCAGAGCGAACGCGCCCGCAAGCUCGCCGAGCAGGAGCUCCAUGACUGCAGCGAGAGGGUCAACCUCCUGCACGCCCAGAACACCGGGCUGAUCAACCAGAAGAAGAGGCUGGAGAGCGAUCUGACCCUGCUGUCUGGGGAGGUGGACGUCGCCGUGCAGGAGGGCCAGAACACGGAGGAGAAGGCCAAGAAGGCCAUCGCCGAUGCGGCGAUGAUGGCGGAAGAACUGAAAAAGGAGCAGGACACAAGCUCUCACCUGGAGAGGAUGAAGAAGAACCUGGAGCAGACCAUCAAGGACCUUCAGAUGCGUCUGGACGAGGCGGAGCAGAUCGCCCUCAAGGGGGGCAAGAAGCAGAUCCAAAAGCUAGAGAAAAGGGUCAAGGAGGUUGAGGCGGAAGUGGAAUCUGAGCAAAAAAAGAGCACUGACUUACAGAAGGAAGUCCGCAAGUCUGAGAGGAGAAUCAAAGAGCUCAGCUACCAGACCGAGGAGGACAAGAAGAACCUGGUUCGUCUGCAGGACCUCAUAGACAAGCUGCAGGGCAAAGUGAAGAGCUAUAAAAGGCAGACUGAGGAAGCGGAGGCACAGGCCAACGCCAACCUCGUCAAGUCCAGGAAGCUCCAGCACGACCUGGGCGACGCGGAGGAGCGCGCCGCCGCGGCCGAGGCGCAGGUCAACACGCUGCGCGUGCGCACCCGGGACCAGGCGGCGAGCAAGCACGCCGAGUGAUGUGCCGAGGAUGACCGCAGUCGCCAAACAUAUCGCCGGGACCCGGCCGGAGGCAACAGCUGUGAAGAUGAAUCCAAAUAAAUGACUUCAGAUCCUUUAAACACACCCAACUGUUUGAUUUUUUUUUUUUUAAACAUCUCUUUUAGUGUCCUUUCUUAUUUUUUUUGUUUACAGGAUUAAAAUUACAAGACAGGAAGGAGAUUAAGAAUUAUUAUUUUUUAUUUUUUUUGUAUUUCACGAACAAGUUGUUAAACAAAAGGAAAAUUAAAUAUUCAAUAUCAGCAUGUGGAGGAUAGAAAAGCAGUAGGCAGGUGCUGGGUGAGAUAAUGGUAGAUAAAAAUACAAAUAAAAACUGCUGUCCUUUGUGCUAGUGUGUUAUCAAAAGUACGGAUGUGUCAGAAGGAGCUAUCGUGAUGGCGUACCAGUGUUCCAAAAUGCUAAGUGAACACCUUUUGAAAGUCAACCAUGAGCUUCCACCGAUUACUUCAAGCAAAAGGCAAAUGCUACAAAAAAACCAUUAAUUUAUGCUACAGCAUGAAAAUGUCUCGUCACCACCACCACAGUAGAACUACCGCAGUUCUUUUGGGUUUAAUAUACAACACCAGGAUGUCAACAAGGACAGUAUCUUAUCAUACAAUAUGACAUUAAUGCAGGCCCAGCUUAAAAACACCAUCAAAACUGCUAAAAAACCCUGCUGCUAUAUAUUGCUACUUGACAGAAUUCAAGCCAUCAAAAAGCACCCACGAUGCAGCAUGUUAGGCCACAGGUUUGAGUGUCAAGUGAGACCAUAUACGCUCAACGGGUGAAAUAAAUAAAAGGCCAUUUGGCAUUAAAAGCAACUCGAGAUGCAGUUCUGACGUAGCAUGUCAAGGGAUCCAACCAAACUGUAUUCUGAGCCUAGGCAAAGCAACAGUAGUUACGUACGGCCUCUCCCUGACAAGCGGUGUAGCUGCUAGAAGCAGCCGGUACCCAUAACAUUCCCCCGCCUCGGCCAACGGCUCCAUUGUUAUUUUUGGCCAGGGACACAACUCUAUAACUCAGAAAAAUGACUGCUUAACCAUACACUAAAAUGACAUGAACAGCAUACAAGAACGGCAUUUGGUUGAAAGGGAGAAAAAUAUGAACCGGUCUAGAAAUCUCCAAAAGCACCCAGAUGGAGACUACUCCAAACAAUAAUGAACACGUGCGCACUCAGAGAAAGAGCUGUAGGUCAUGCUCAAUGGUUAACCGGACUAUAGUUGACACUACUGGGGGUGCUUUUGUACGGUGAGAACGCCUUGGUACAAUCAUAGUGGAGUCAGCGGAGCAGCGCUGAUGAACUGAAUGGGGGUGGUGUGUGCAUAA